AUGGAAAUAGAUGAAAUAGCCCCUAAAGUAGGCCUAGGCUUCAAACCAAUUCCUAAACCCCGUUGUCGAAAAAGGGAUAGUGACGGAGAUAAGAAAGGUUCUUCCAAAGAGACUGUAUUUUGUUGUGUGAAUCCAGAGAAAUCGACCUCUAGUGACAUUGUUGAAUUUGAACCAAUCCCGAAAGACAGGAUCCAAGAGAAACUCCGACGGAGCGGAAGACUCGAAACUCGCAAAUUGACCAGUAACACGGGGACAAUUUCGACCAAACUAGCACAACGAUUACUUGGAGAGGAGAAAAAUGAAGAAUCUCCCUGGACCGAAUACUAUAGACCGGACCCAGAGCUGGCACGUAAAUACCUGGAAGAGAAGGCCGCGAUGUCUCCGCAACAGAGGAACGCAGGAGACGCUCCGCGAGAAGUCGCCUUGCUAUCCGCGCCGAUCCUCUAUCCAUGGAUGCCGAUGAUGGAUAAAUAA
Magallana angulata is the source of this 474-nucleotide messenger RNA. RefSeq lists its product as uncharacterized. The record is from RefSeq and is a predicted model, not a curated record. Bases 1 to 474 code for a protein of 157 amino acids. NCBI's taxonomy places the organism in Eukaryota, Metazoa, Mollusca, Bivalvia, Ostreida, Ostreidae. The transcript is spliced from 2 exons.